This is a messenger RNA of Bathycoccus prasinos, 1464 nucleotides long. RefSeq lists its product with no specific name. Gene Ontology annotation, molecular function: ATP binding; nucleic acid binding. Lineage: Eukaryota; Viridiplantae; Chlorophyta; Mamiellophyceae; Mamiellales; Bathycoccaceae. The transcript has a single exon. Bases 1 to 1464 code for a protein of 487 amino acids. The record is from RefSeq and is a predicted model, not a curated record.
AUGUCGGACACCGAGAGCGAAGGUGAACAAAAACCUUUACCCACGCAAAAGAAACAAAAUGAGGACAACGACGAUUCGGACGAUUCAGACGACGACGAUGCUAAAGUCGUCACGUUCGCCUCUCUGGGCAUCUGCAAAGAACUCUGCGCCGCGUGCGAUGCCAUGAAAUGGCCCGCCGCCUCCCCAAUCCAAAUCCAAUCCAUCCCGCACGCGUUGAACGGGAAAGACGUCAUCGGUCUCGCGCAAACCGGGUCAGGGAAGACCGGCGCGUUCGCGUUACCGGUUUUGCAAGACUUAUUGCACGAGCCGAGGGCGUUUCACACGUUGGUGUUAUCACCGACGAGAGAGUUAGCGAGUCAAAUCGCGGAGCAGUUUGAGUGUUUAGGGAAAGAUAUCGGGGUGAAGUGCGCGGUACUGGUGGGAGGGAUGGACAUGACGUCGCAGUCGUUACAGAUCGGGAAACGGCCGCACGUGUUAGUCGGGACGCCUGGGAGAGUGGUCGAUCACUUGGAGAAUACCAAAGGGUUUAGCUUGCGACAGUUGAAAGUGUUGAUAUUAGACGAGGCGGAUCGACUGUUGAAUUUGGAUUUCGAGGAGGAAAUCGAUACGAUUUUGAAGGUGAUUCCGAGGGAGAGACGAACGCAGUUGUUUUCGGCGACGAUGACGAGUAAAGUGAACAAGUUACAGAGAGCGUGUUUGAGAGAUCCGGUGAAAGUAGAAGUCGCGAGCAAGUAUUCCACGGUGAAAAGUUUGAAGCAAAAUUAUUUGUUCGUGCCGGCGAAACACAAGGAGUGUUACGCGUGUUACUUGUUGAACGAGCUGAGCGCGAGCACGAUCAUGAUGUUCACGAGGACGUGCGAACAGACGAGAAAGUUAGCGCUGGUGGCGAGAAAUCUUGGAUUCAGCGCGAUUCCGAUUCAUGGGCAAAUGUCGCAGCCGAAAAGGCAAGGCGCGUUGAAUAAGUUUAAAGGCGGCGAGAGAAACAUUUUAGUCGCCACGGAUGUGGCGUCGAGAGGUUUAGAUAUUCCCAGCGUCGACGUGGUUAUCAAUUUCGACGUCCCGAUGAAUAGUAAGGAUUAUGUGCACAGAGUUGGAAGAACCGCGCGAGCCGGUAGAAGCGGGUUAGCUAUCACGUUAGUCACGCAAUACGACGUGGAAUUGUAUCAAAAAAUCGAACGGCUCAUCGAGAAGAGAUUGGAGAAGUACCCGGUGGAAGAAGAGCAGUGCCUGGUGAUGUUGGAACGCGUGAACGAGGCUCAAAGGAUCGCGGCGAGUCAAAUGCGAGACGCGGACGCGAAGAAAGGUGGUGGAUUUAAAAGGAUUCGAAAUGAUGACGUCGGCGAGGACGAUUUGAGCGCGAUUAUCGGGAGGAAGAAGUACGCGUUUGGCGACGAAAAGAAAGGCAUGAAGAAGACGAAACAGAGCGGCGGAGGCGCGAAAGGAUAUAAAGGUCGCGGGCGAUAA